GUUUGUUUGUUGUGCUGUUUAUCAGUUCUCCAGUCUCCUGCUCCUCCCAAGGUAGGUUUCUGCCCUGCACUUCCUUUCUCCCCCAAACGAAAGCCUCUCCGCCAGUCGGCAUCCGCCCCUUUCUCUUGGAGACUCUCAGUUGAGAGUUUGAGACUGCGACGUUGCGUAAGUCUCCGAAGAAUCCUAAAUUUUUGCUUUUGCUAACCAUUCGGUCGGCGGCAUUCGAUUCUCAUAUUGUAACUUUGAUUGCUAUGAUUAGAUGAUCAUCAUUCUUUCUGCUAAUACUAAUAAGAAUUAGGUAUAGGAUAAUCGGAGGAGGGACUGGUCACUGGGGGGCUUACAGGGCUCCUGCGACUCUUCCUCCCUCUUCCUCCCUCUUCCUCCCUCUCUCCCACCCAAGCUUCUUAUUUUUGAGGAAUUUCACUCUCCUCCUGAGAAUCCUGAAAAUCCUGACAAUCAUGUACGGUAGAGCGGGCCUUGAUCGAUUUAAGAAAGCUCAGUCCUUGGAACCCUUCUCUGUCAAUUCCAAUCCCAAUCCCAAUUCCCCUUCCAAAUCCACUCCCAAGCCCUUUCCUUCACACUCCCAUCAACCCCCCCUCCCUCCCCAUUUCCCUCUUCCUCUUGCACCGCCCGAUACCGCCCCUCUUGUUGAGUUGGGUCAGACCCACCAGAACCAUCUCACUCAGCUUGGUUCGGGUCAGUCCACGUGGAGGCCCCCUGACUGGGCAAUCGACCCUCGUCCCGGUGUCUAUUCUCUCGAGGUUCUCAAGGAUAGUCAGGUUCUUGAUCGCAUUGCCCUUGAUAGGCGUCGCAACAUCUUUGGCCGCCAAUCUCAAACUUGUGACUUUGUGCUUGAUCAUCAGUCCGUUUCCCGCCAGCAUGCUGUGGUUGUUCCUCACAAGAAUGGAAGCAUAUAUGUAAUUGAUUUGGGAUCUGCACAUGGUACUUUUGUUGCAAAUGAAAGAGUGACUAAAGAUACCCCUGUUGAGCUUGAAGUGGGCCAGUCUUUGAGAUUUGCUGCAUCAACUAGAACUUAUGUCUUGAGAAAGAAUGACGCAGCUCUUUUUCCUCGUCCUCCACCACCUGAAGAGGUUAAUCUGCCACCACCUCCUGAUCCGUCUGAUGAAGACGCUGUUGUGGCUUAUAAUACGCUUCUAAAUCGUAAUGGUCUGACCAGGCCUGACGUAGUCCCUAAGUCCCGCAAGUCUAGUGACUCAGCAGGCGCAAAAGGAGACAACCAGCAGCCAGAGAGGCCCUCUAAGAGAAUUAGGAAGGCAAGAGUAUCAUUCAGGGAUCAAGUUGGAGGAGAGCUGGUUGAAGUAGUUGGGAUUUCAGAUGGUGUGGACGUAGAAACUGAACCUGGUCCAGUAGGUGUAAAAGAAGGAAGUCUUGUCGGGAAAUAUGAAUCCCUUGUGCAGAUUACAGUAAUCCCCAAAGGGAAGGAACAAUUAUAUGUCAAGGAAGGCAAUUCUUCCCAGAAAGGCAUGACUGAAAAAUUACAGGAGGUCUUAAAUAGAGUCAAAACUGCUCCAAAGGGUGGGAUUUAUGAUGACCUUUAUGGAGAAUCUUUUUCUGGCAAAGUGGGUUCGCCAUGGGCAUAUCCUUCUUCUGUGGACUCAAGCAGUGGACGAGGCUCUCCAAGUAGAGAUACUGAUGGGAAGGCAUUAAGUGUAAACCAUGGAACUAACUCAAGUCACGUUGAUGAUGACGAAGAUGAUUUGUUUGGUGAUUGAUUUAAGCAAGCACUCAGUGGAUGGAUUUUUUGUUCUCUUUUGGGGUUUGAAAAUGUUUUGAAGAUGGAAAAGCUUUGGUGAAAAUUAUAUGGUCUUGCUUCCUUGUGAAUGGGAGUAUAGUUUUAGUUAAACAACAAAUUCUUAGCAUUGGCAUGGCCUGACUCAUAAUCUCCGAGUCAGUUAAUGUUAGUGGGGGAAUGGUUGAGAAUAUGUUUGUUGAUGCUAGGUAGGUCAUUUAUCCAAUCCCUGCUCUAUCUGACGUGAAGUGGUUUAUGCUUUUAUAUUAUUAUUAACCUGACAGGAAGUCUUUUGUGAGAUGCUGAUGUGGGUUGGCUGGUGGGGACGGGGGGGAGUCACGUAUUUUUGUAGUAAGAUGACUGUUGAUAUCUCCUCGCAAUGUAGCCCUGCUAACUCGGAAACUGGUUGAGGAUUGCUGCACAUUUUAAUGCAUUAGGCUGUAACACAGGAGGUGGAGUCGGCUUAUAAUUUGCAUGUAAACUCUGUUUUUUAAUUCACGAAUUGUGUAUUCUUAUAACUGAACUACCAAAGAAUCAUUUGCAAUAUGAUUAAUAGACCCGAAUUCAUUUUAGCUUUUCGCA
Messenger RNA from Malus domestica (apple), 2332 nucleotides. Its product is annotated as protein phosphatase 1 regulatory inhibitor subunit PPP1R8 homolog. The record is from RefSeq and is a predicted model, not a curated record. Gene Ontology annotation, molecular function: mRNA binding; protein binding. NCBI's taxonomy places the organism in Eukaryota, Viridiplantae, Streptophyta, Magnoliopsida, Rosales, Rosaceae.